Molecule: messenger RNA, 1803 nt
Organism: Exophiala oligosperma
Lineage: Eukaryota; Fungi; Ascomycota; Eurotiomycetes; Chaetothyriales; Herpotrichiellaceae
Exons: 5
Coding region: 362-1258 (298 amino acids)
Biological process (GO): monoatomic ion transport
Cellular component (GO): endoplasmic reticulum; plasma membrane
Molecular function (GO): monoatomic ion channel activity
Source: RefSeq, a predicted model, not a curated record
UUCGAUGGGUGAUCAGUGAACAAGACUGACGAUGUAAAGUAAUGCAGUGAUGGUCCAUGCCUGGCACGCUCACCAGCCAACAAGCUGUCAGCAAUCAGACACUCCUCCUUCCUCUUCGUCAUCGUUACUCGCCAUCGUCUCUUUCUUCUCCUCAAAUAGACUGGGCUCCUUCCCAAAGCACUGACUCGUACCCAGUCACCUCAUCCUCGUACCUCUUUGACUGCUGCCUUCUGACUUCUUUUCCCUCUCUCGUCUUUCUUCUCAACCACUCUCACGUCCCUCGACAGCAUCUACUCUUCCUACUUGACACUGCACACCUCUUGAACUUGGUCUCUGCAUCACCUCUCUACUCAUCGUCAGCAUGAUUGUGCAUCCAGACAUGCUCAAGUCGGUGACUCCCACCUCCUCGGUGGCUCCAAUUCCCACCAUCAUCCCAAACCCUGUCAUCACGGUCGAGGCUGGUGACAUGGGCAGGAGAACUCUCUGGGUUGUUGUCGUCCUUAUGGGCCUCUCUUCUCUUGCCUUCUAUGGCAUGGCUUUCCGUGUGCCUGUGCAAAAACGUCUCUUCCACAUCCUCACUGCCUUCAUUACCACCUUUGCAUUCAUCUCCUACUUUGCCAUGGCUACUGGUGACGGCGUGAGCUACAAUACCUACACUGAGACCAUCCACCACAAGAAGGUUCCAAACACAUACCAGGACUACAGGAGAGAGAUCUAUUAUGCACGCUACAUUGACUGGGCUAUCACCACCCCACUUCUCUUGCUCGACUUGUGUCUUCUUGCCGGUCUGAGUGGUGCCAACAUCUUGGUUGCAGUUGUUGCCGAUGUCAUCAUGAUCUUGACAGGAUUGUUUGCUUCUUUCGGCAGCAAGAGCAGCCAAACCUGGGGAUGGUAUGCUUGGGCUUGCAUUGCCUACCUGGUGGUCGUCUACCAAUUGGCUUUCAAUGGCCGCACAGCCGUUGCCAACAAGGACAGCAAGACCAAGGCCUUCUACGCUUCUAUUGCUGGUUUCACCCUUAUCUUGUGGACCAUCUAUCCAAUAGUUUGGGGUCUGUCCGAGGGCGGCCAUGUCAUCAACGUCAACCAGGAGAUCAUCGCCUAUGCUGUGCUAGAUAUCCUCGCCAAACCAGUCUUUGGUUUCUGGCUCUUGUUCACUCAUGAUAGCAUGUCGAGCACCUCUCCAUCUCUUGAAGGUUUCUGGUCUCAAGGCUUUGGCAGUCAGGGAACUCUCCGAGUGGGUGAUGAUGACGAAGCAUAAAUGCAUCUACUGAUCUUGUUCAGGUUGGUGAUGACGACUAAAUUGUUCAUACCACUCGUGGUUUCAAUGACUGUGGACCAGAAGAUCGAUGGGGUUGAAAUGUCAGCAAAUGGAGAAGAGCGAGGGAGAGUGGAGAUGACAGGUGUGAACUGUGUGGUAGUAAUGAGGAACAACUCAUGACAGCGACGAUAUGCUCAUGGUACAGGCACAAUGGCUUUUUACUUCCAUCAUGAUUAGGAGACUUGUGAGGAGAAGGUCCAGCAUUCUGGAGUCUGUGGGCUUUCUGAAGGCUCGCAAGGCUCAGCCAACUAAUUGUACAUUAGCAUCCUUUCCUUAAGGCAUAUCCAGAAUCGGCGUCAAGGUUGUUUGACCCAAAUAUUAUGAUUAGCGAACUGGAAGCAUGCACCAUGUUAACUGUGCAGACCAAACCUUUUCUAUUUAAUAUUCUGCUGACUCUAGGUCGUACGUGGUACUGUUAUAUUCUGGGUUUACAAUGUAAGUGUGGACGAAAUCGCGAAGCAUAUCUGGAGCGACACAGUCUCAAG